UUCGCAAUUUGUGCUGGUGUUGUGUUCGUUGUUUAUAUAGUGUGAAUAUACAAAUAAUAUUUUUUGUACAUAAAUAUUGAAACAUGAAAUCGAUAAUACUGGUCGCUGUGGCAUUCCUUUCAAAUGCACUCGCUUAUCACGAUCCUGACCUCAACUACCAUUUGAGCCAAGUACAGAAUGUACAAGGAUGUGGGGACUCCGGCUACUCUUACCCCGCGCCGGCUGUUCAACUGUCCGUUGCAAAUGUGAAAGCAACUGCUGCUCCAUUCAUCCAAUCAGGCAUAUCUUCAUCAAGCGGAUAUAAAACCUCAGGGGCUUUUGCGCAAAAUGUUCUGUUCCAAGCUGCAGCGCCACAACUGACGUAUCAAACUCCAGUUACAUCUUACUUACCACAACUACAGGAAACUUACCUUCCACAAUCUCAAACCCAAGACACAUACUCACCCCAAAAUUCCGUGACGUACCAAGCACCACAGACUUUUGACUCCGCAGGAUAUUCAUCCCAAAGUGGACACGGAUACGCGACCACUGCUGGAUUAUCAAGCGCCUCCAGUCCCAGAACGGUGAUUCCACAAAGCACCUACGCUCAGGCUCCCAUUAUUGCCAAAGUAACAGCUGCACCGUUACAGGCCAAAUUCGCUUUAUCUCCAUUAAAAACAUACGCCUCCCAAAAUGUAGUAUCGCAGCAGUCUUUAUACUCUUCUGGAUCGUCAGCAAGAGCUUCUCUUAACUCUUACACUACAUCUGGGGGACCGGUUGUGUCGCAAGUUUAUGCAGCGCCAUCUUCUGGGUACGCUACUUCAUCAGCACUGAAAUGGCAACCGCAAGCUCAGGUAGCUGGCCCUGCAUAUUCAUCUGCCAGUUACAAUCAAGCGUCAAUAGCGAGAGUUGCACCAGUUACUUCCCAAUACACGUCUUAUGCUUCACCAGUUGUUUCUCAAUAUAGUGCUCCAGUAGUGUCUCAUUAUGCUGCACCUACUGUAAGUUAUUCUGCUCCCGCUGUAUCCCAGUAUGCUGCUCCCGCAGUAUCCCAAUAUGCUGCUUCCGGAGUAUCCCAGUACUCUGCUCCCGCAGUAUCGCAUUAUGCUGGACCAUCAGUGUCUACAGCGCGCCUUGUUCAAUACUCAGCCCCUUCAGUGGCACAAAAAGCCGUAUCCAUUGCUUCUCAGUACGCUGCACCAACAGUGACACAAUACGCAGCACCUGUAGCCCAGUAUUCCGUACCAGCGAUAUCCCAACAGUCAGCACAUAGCGUGCGGUACUCAGCACCUAUCGUUCAGUCAACCGUAUCACAUGCUGCAGCUCCAGCCGUUGCCAUAGCACCUGUGGCCAGAAUUGCCUCCGGUUCACACAUCACCAAAAAUGUUCACACCGAGUUUUUGGAAAAUUAUGAUGCCCACCCCCGCUACGCGUUUGAGUAUCACGUGAAUGAUCCUCACACUGGUGAUAUCAAGCAACAGAAAGAAGUACGAGAUGGCGAUGUUGUUAAAGGUCAGUACUCAUUGGUGGAACCGGACGGCUCUGUACGGACAGUGGACUAUGUCGCCGAUUGGGAGACCGGUUUUCACGCGAACGUUCACAAUAGCAAAGACAACCAGCACUAGAUAUAACCUAAACUAAUAAAGCUAAGUUCAAACGGCGAUAGUUAAUCUCCACUCAUUAAAAAAUUAAGCACUCGACAAUGUAAAAUUUCCGAAGACAAUUCAGCUAUCAACACUACAAGUUCUAUCGAAAUGCUAAUCUAUCAAAGACAUCUAAGAG
Molecule: messenger RNA, 1761 nt
Organism: Pararge aegeria (speckled wood butterfly)
Lineage: Eukaryota; Metazoa; Arthropoda; Insecta; Lepidoptera; Nymphalidae
Gene: CPR79
Product: chorion protein S36-like
Exons: 4
Coding region: 84-1604 (506 amino acids)
Cellular component (GO): extracellular matrix
Source: RefSeq, a predicted model, not a curated record